This is a messenger RNA of Ahaetulla prasina, 4355 nucleotides long. RefSeq names its product zinc finger FYVE-type containing 1 (gene ZFYVE1). The record is from RefSeq and is a predicted model, not a curated record. Gene Ontology annotation, molecular function: zinc ion binding. The transcript has 12 exons. Bases 639 to 2987 code for a protein of 782 amino acids. Lineage: Eukaryota; Metazoa; Chordata; Lepidosauria; Squamata; Colubridae.
ACCCCGAAGUUCCCUGAGAUCAGCUGAUCAACAGUGACAACAAGGGGGAAAACAGGCGAUUUUGGGACUGGCCCUUGUAUCUACAGGGGCACCAGGUUCACACGCUGGGAUCCUGAUAGUUAAAUCCUUUUAUCGGUGGGAAAAAGGGAUCUCUCCCUGCUCACCGUCGGGUUUAGUAUUUAAAAAGAGGAGCCGGGGGAGGAGACAACGAUUUGACUACUUAGUCACUGAGACUUGCAGGGAGGAAAAGAAGGAGGAAGACGAUGCCUAUUGUUUUAUAAACAAUAGAUCGGGCUGCGUUGUUCUUCUAUAUUACAAAGAAAAGACUUGGCUUAUUUUGGAGGCAUAACAGAUUGUUUUUCUUACAUGUAUCCAAGUUUAUUGUGACUUUAAGUGUGGAAUUUUUACAGCCCCCCUCAAUCAUUAUGGGAAUUUGUAUUUACAGUUCUUAGGCCAAGUGGGAUUUUUUUAAUGCAUUUUAUGAAAGCACCAUAAAGGUGAAGAAUCAAAACUGAUACAUAUAUCCCAGCUUUUAUAGUUUCCUCUCUCUUAAGACAAGAACUAAUUUUAGUCCUUUGGCAAACCAAUGUAUGUAUCUGAUAAAAAAUCCAGUUUUAUAAAGUAAUAAUUUGUGGAAGAUGAGUGCCCAACCUCCAUCUGUAGAUAAGGGACUGAAUACCACACUUUUGUGUCAAGAAAGCUAUGCUUGCAGUGGCACAGAUGAAGCAAUCUUUGAAUGUGAUGAAUGUGGAAGCUUGCAGUGCCAGCGUUGCGAAGAAGAACUGCAUAGACAAGAAAGACUUCGAAAUCAUGAACGGACUCGAAUCAAACCUGGCCAUGUCCCAUACUGUGACACCUGCAAACUUACAAGUGGCAGCAUCCUGCAGAACAAUAUCAUAAGCUCUAGACAAAGGGCAACAGUAAGGUGCCAAGCAUGCAAAAUAAACUUAUGUUUAGACUGUCAGAAGAGAACUCAUGCUGGUGGAAACAAAAGGAAACAUCCCAUUACCGUGUACCAUAGUGGCAGACAUCAUGGGCAACAAGAGGAGGAAGGAAUGGAUGAAGAGACCAAGAGGAAGAAGAUGACAGAGCAUGUGGUAAGCUUCCUGCUGGUGGAUGAAACAGAGGAGAUUCAGGUGGAAAACGAAGAAGAAUUUAUCAGGAAACUGAACUGCAAGCCUGACCAACAUGUAAAGGUGGUGUCUAUUUUUGGGAAUACAGGGGAUGGUAAAUCUCAUACCCUUAACCACACCUUCUUUUAUGGGCGUGAAGUCUUUAAAACAUCUCCAGCACAGGAGUCUUGUACAGUAGGUGUUUGGGCUGCCUAUGACCCUGUUCAUAAAAUGGUAGUGAUUGACACAGAGGGUCUUCUUGGUGCCAUGGAGAAUCUAAGUCAGAGGACCCGGCUGCUUCUGAAGGUCUUGGCUAUUUCAGAUCUCAUCAUCUACCGUACACAUGCUGACAGACUCCAUAAUGAUCUCUUCAAAUUUCUUGGAGAUGCUUCGGAAGCAUACCUGAAACACUUCACCAAAGAACUAAAAGCAACUACAGCCCGUUGUGGAUUGGAUGUUCCAUUGUCCACUUUGGGUCCUGGAGUCAUUAUCUUUCAUGAAACUGUGUACACACAGUUAUUGGGUGCUGAUACUCCUACUGAGGUGCCUGAGAAACUAAUUCAGGAUCGAUUCCGCAAACUUGGUCUCUUCCCCGAAUCCUUCAGCUCAAUCCAUUACAAAGGGAUAAGGACACAAAACCCGCCAACAGAUUUUUCUAGUCUCAGGCAUGCUGUGGAGCAGCAGCUAGAAAAUAAUACCACCCGUUCUCCACGUCCUCCUGGAGUUAUCUACAAAGCACUCAAAGCAUUAAGUGAUCGGUUCUGUGGUGAAAUUCCAGAUGAUCAGAUGGCUCAUAGCUCCUUUUUUCCAGAUGAAUAUUUUACCUGCUCCUCUAUAUGUCUCAGCUGCGGAAGUGGGUGUAAGAACAGCAUGAAUCAUGCAAAAGAAGGAAUGCCUCAUGAAGCUAAGAAUCGCUGUAGGUACACUCAUCAGUAUGAUAAUCGAGUAUUCACUUGCAAGGGUUGUUACGAACAUGGUCAAGAGGUUAGGGUAGUGCCCAAAACAUCUGCUUCUACAGAUUCCCCUUGGAUGGGCCUUGCUAAAUAUGCCUGGUCAGGAUAUGUAAUUGAGUGCCCCAAUUGUGGAGUUGUGUACCGUAGCCGACAGUACUGGUUUGGGAACCAAGAUCCUGUGGAUACUGUGGUGAGGACGGAGAUUGUACACGUCUGGCCAGGAACUGAUUGCAGCCUGAAGGACAAUAACAAUGCUGCUCAGCGCCUGAUCGAUGGAAUGAAUUUCAUGGCACAGUCAAUGUCUGAACUGAGCUUGGGACCUACCAAAGCUGUAACCUCGUGGUUGACAGAUCAGAUUGCUCCGGCUUACUGGAAACCCAAUUCCCAGAUUCUGAAUUGUAGGAAAUGUGGCAUAUCUUUUAAAGAUAAUGACACCAAGCACCAUUGUCGGGCUUGUGGAGAAGGUUUUUGUGAUGGAUGUUCAUCCAAGAGCCGCCCUGUCCCCGAACGUGGUUGGGGACCUACACCUGUGCGAGUAUGCGACAACUGUUAUGAUAACAAGGGCGUUCAGUUAGAAGUGGCUGAGGCAGCAACAGAUGAGGAAGGUGGAACAGUGAUUGCCAGGAAAGUUGGUGAAGCUGUGCAGAACACUCUCGGGGCUGUGGUAACCGCCAUUGACAUCCCACUGGGUCUUGUGAAGGAUGCCGCUAGGCCUGCCUACUGGGUACCUGACCACGAAAUCUUACACUGCCACAAUUGCCGGAAGGAAUUCAACAUCAAAUUGUCAAAGCAUCACUGUCGUGCUUGUGGCCAGGGCUUUUGUGAUGAAUGCUCGCAUGAGCGCAGAGCUGUCCCUUCCCGUGGUUGGGAUCAUCCAGUUAGAGUCUGUUUUAAUUGCAAUAAAAAGCCUGGUGAUCUUUAACCCUAACUUUCCUUCUGGGUACGCAGUAACACCGUAGCUUCUCAGGGUUAGAUAAAAAGGAAAAGAAAAAAAAGAAAAACUAGGCAGAAUGCAUGCUCCUCAUGUCUAGCCUUCUUUACAUGUGUAGAUUUCAGUAAUGUGGAAUAAUCAGUAACCCAGAGAAGGCUUGAUUGCCAGUUGUGAUCAUGGAAGUUGGGGAUUGGAGUAUGUGGGGAAGCUUGCAAUAAAUUGAGGAAUCCCAAAUCCAGUAUAUAUCAGACAACUGUAUGUAUUUCUAUAUCUGUAUAAUGUAGUAUGCUAAAUGCAGCUGGCUGAUGAAGCAGUGAUAAUUUACUGUUAACAUUGAAACGUAAAUAGAAAUUGGUUUUUUUAAAAAAAAAAGUGUAAUGGAUCAAGCACAACCUCUUGAGUGCCUUGGGAUUCAUUUGCUUGAAGCAUUCUGCUACUUACAGCAUCAUGAAUUUCAAUCAUUGUGAUUCUACAAGUUGGUCACUUGAAAUAAUCACCAUUCAUGAGCCUUGGUUUUGGAUACAGAGUACCAGGUCUUUGGUGUGGCCAUUGCAGCUCUUAUCACCCCUAUUUAUUUUAUCCCAUUCUGGCUUUCUUCUGCUGGUGGGGUCUUCCCCGUCAAAGCCAGAAAGAGGAGGAAUGCUAUUUAUUACUAUGUGCACAGUCUGAAGCCCUUUUAUUAAACACAGUUUAAGCUUGGAGAGAAAUUAAAUUUGUGGCACAAACCCCAAACUUACCUAUUAAAGCCAUUCCAGUUUAAUUCUGAGGUGAUGAAUCCUUACUCUUCUUACCCACAAACUUGUGAGGAUGUGGAUUUCUUUGUGAUAUAUUCUCAUUUCUUCAUCAAACCUCUCCAGACUGAAAGCAAUGGUAAGUAUGAAGCAAAUUUCCAUACCUAGCAGUGUAGUAUUUGCUUAGCUUCCUAAGCUUUAGUUCUUUGUAAGUUGGCAAAUGUCUGAAAGGACCCUCAAAGCACUCAAACAAAACUGAAAAUGGGCUAUCCUCCGAGUGUACAAGCAAAUGAGACAAUGGCAUAUAUUUUUUUUACAACACCCCUGUACUGAACCACUUUGAGGCAUUGAUCUAAUCACUGAAUAAAAUCAUAGGAUUAGGCUUUUCCGUACAUCUUGUUACAAUGAUAAACAAGAUCCCAUCAGAACCUUAAUUUUGCCUCUUCUGAGUCAAAUGGCACAUUCCUGUGGUGGAGACUAUCUACAUUAAUAAUGGCUGGACUUUGGCAUGAUAUCUAACACUGUUUUCCAAUUUAUUAAAUAUAUUCUUGUAUAUCUUGACGCCUGAAAUCCUGUUAUAGGACUGUAUUAAAUUAAGUGCUAUAAAGGACUUACCCCUUCUAAACAA